UCGUCCGUAUCGAUGAACCGUCGAGAGAGUUAAUUGGUAUCGCGCGUCGUUGAAGUUUUUUCUUCCCUCAACCGCGUCUUCCGUUCCGCUGCGAUCUGUUUCGCGGGCGGUAAAAUUCGUUCGAUUGUUCAAUCACGUAAAGAUCGAUCGCGGGGUGUAAAGUGACGUGAACUAAUUUGCACACGACAGUGUUUGCUCGCGAAAUUCUCGCGCGCCUCAGCACUCAGGCGAGCGAAACGCCUGUGGUGGGAUGUGAAUUCAAGAGAAAAAAAUUAUAUAACGAAAAUUCGCUGACAAUUGAAGAAAUUUGAAACGAAAACCGAACGAAAGUGAAAAAACGCGCGGAUGUUGUCUCGCGAGAAUGUCCCGUCGAAUGUUGAAAAGAAAUACAAGAUAUAUACAUAGGACAACUAGAUGUCAAUAAAAAAAGAGGAGAAAUUUUCAUUUUUUUCUUCAAAACACAAGGUUUUCCCUCGGGAAAGUUCAAUCUCCUUGUUAGAGUUUAAGAAUUUUAUCAUCCGGACGCUACACUAGAGUAUGUGACCCUCGAGUGUGUGUUGUCCGACUUUUUUUAACAAUAAAAAACUUUAGCGAAGACUGUGCGCGCGCGCGCGCGCGUGUGUGUGUGCGUGUGUGUGUGUUCGUUUCCGCGGAAAGACACCAUGUUGGAAUUCUAUCCUCCGGCGUCUGGUUCUUUCACUCGACAGAGUGAACCGGGCCAACCCCUGCCGACGGUUCCACCUAUUCCUUUUCGGCCUGCGACCGAUAAUAAUAAUGCAGAGCCGCCCGUCGCGGUGAAGACGGAGUCCGGCCUCCUGGAGACGAUCUGCGCCGGCUGCGGCCGCACCAUCGCCGACAAGUACAUGAUGAGAGUCGCCGAGAGGAACUACCACGAGGAGUGCCUCUCGUGCACGGCAUGCGGCGCGAUGCUCUCGCACUCGUGUUUCAUACGCGACCUCAAACCGUACUGUCGCACCGACUACGAGAGGAUCUUCGGGGUGAAGUGCGCGCGAUGCCUGGAGAAGAUCAGCUGCUCGGACCUGGUGAUGCGACCCGUGUCCGGACUGGUCUUUCACGUGGAGUGUUUCGCGUGCUGCAUGUGCGGCCAGCCGUUGCCGAGGGGCGCGCAUUAUAUUCUCAGGCAGGGCCAGCCGAUCUGCAGACGAGACUUCGAGCACGAGUUGUUUUUAAAUAGCCCGCAGGAUGACGACUUGAUGGACGAGAAUCGGCCGCGGGACGGCCGUCGGGGUCCGAAGCGACCGCGGACGAUUCUCACGUCGGCGCAGCGCCGUCAGUUCAAAGCGUCCUUUGAGGUGUCGCCGAAGCCGUGCAGAAAAGUGCGAGAGGCCCUCGCGAAAGACACCGGCCUGAGCGUGCGCGUGGUGCAGGUCUGGUUUCAGAAUCAGCGUGCGAAGAUGAAGAAGCUGCAGAGAAAAGCCAAGACCGAACCGGGUUCCGACAAGGAGCCGAAGGAGGAGCGACGGGCGGAAAGUCCGCACAGCGAUCACAGUCAUUACUUGAACGCCCUGAACAUGCGCGAUGGGGAAUCUUCUAGCUUCCCCUCAGCCACUCAACCGCUCAACCCCAAUAACCCGUACUCGCCCGACGACGCGUAUCCGGGACACUCGGGGGAGAGUUUCUGCAGCACCGACCUGUCCCUGGACGGCACGGACGGCGGCUUCGACAUCGGCGAGAAUGACGGCGGUGGCGCGGACGGCAGCCAUCAGGGCGCCUCGCAUUCCCAUCACGGCUCGUCAUCGCACGACACCCCGUCACUGUCGCAGAGCCUGCACGCGGCCAUGCACAAUCCCAUCGACAAACUGUUCAUGAUGCAGAAUAGUUACUUCAGCGGUGAUCACGCGUAAUCCCGAGUUCUCCCACUUCUCUCUCCUAUCCUCGACACAAUUCGUCGCUUUUUUCGUUUUUCGUUUUCUCCCUGUAAUCGCCCAUCUUUCGCUCCCUCCGAUCUCUUUCCCAUUUAUUCGAUCUGUUAUUUCCGAAGAAACGUUUCAGACGUUUUUUUUCGUCCUCUCGCGUUAUUUUUUUAUUUAACCCACUUUUCGGCCAAACUUUGUGAGGAGGGUACACAGUGUUUUUCUUCGUUUAGACGGUUUAAAAAUAAUAUUCCCCGACCUCUGUUCGGAAUUCGUCGGAAUAUCUUUCAACGUAAAAAAAGAAAGAGAGAAAAAUUGAAAUGUCAAAAGUUCUUGAAAAAUAUUUGCUAUCCUU
This is a messenger RNA of Pseudomyrmex gracilis, 2229 nucleotides long. It is a transcript of the gene Lmx1a, whose product is annotated as LIM homeobox transcription factor 1-beta-like. Gene Ontology annotation, molecular function: DNA-binding transcription factor activity, RNA polymerase II-specific; RNA polymerase II transcription regulatory region sequence-specific DNA binding. Bases 663 to 1865 code for a protein of 400 amino acids. The record is from RefSeq and is a predicted model, not a curated record. The transcript has 5 exons. Gene Ontology annotation, biological process: neuron differentiation; regulation of transcription by RNA polymerase II. Gene Ontology annotation, cellular component: nucleus. NCBI's taxonomy places the organism in Eukaryota, Metazoa, Arthropoda, Insecta, Hymenoptera, Formicidae.